Didymodactylos carnosus is the source of this 2649-nucleotide messenger RNA. The record is from the annotation of a GenBank genome assembly. NCBI's taxonomy places the organism in Eukaryota, Metazoa, Rotifera, Eurotatoria, Philodinida, Philodinidae.
GCUGUUAAUUUAAAAAAGGAAUAUUCUAAUCAAAUUAUUGGCUCUUAAGCGUUUUAAUUUUCAAGGUUAAUUUUUUUAGUUAAAUUCUGAUCUUUUCUGAUUGUAGAACAUGUCCAGUUGUGUAUGUGAAUAAAUUUUUUCGACUAUCGAACAUGUUUUGACAAAGCUAUAAUCAUAUUAUGAAACAAUUCAUGUUUUACUAUACACGGUUUCAUGAGUUAAAAUUAUAAUAUGAUUAUAACUUUGUCAAAACAUGUUCGAUAGUCGAAAAAAUUUAUUCACAUACACAACUGGACAUGUUCUACAAUCAGAAAAGAUCAGAAUUUGAUUUAAAAAAAAUUAACCUUGAAAAACCGGUUUUGCAGAAAACUGAGUUUUAAAGAACCUAGCUGCCGCUCUCAUGCUCAUAUUCGGAAUCAGCAUCAUUAAUUACCUAUACUCCCAUGUCUUUCAUCUAAAAAGCGAAGCAAAACUUGAAACUGUUCUCUCGUUAGAUAUGAAAUUCGAUUGGAAGUGCACCAAUUCUGGAUGUCGUCUUGUUAAAUAUACCUUAUUCAUAUUUAUUUAGAUCAAAAUACUCGAUCAUCUCUACUACAAGAACAUCAAUUAAUUUCAAAAAUGAUCGAUUCUCUAAUGCCACCGAAAUAUGCUAAAGAUAUCACCAAAGAUUUUGAUUUUUUUCGUCAACGUAUUCAAAAUAUCAGCUCGCAGCCAUCCUCACCGUCAAUAGAACAAAAUCAACAGCCAAAUGGAAAUAGUGAAUCAGCUGUCCUUCGACCGUUACAUAUGGACAGAAUGGAAAAUGUUUCAAUAUUAUUCGCGGAUAUUGUCGGUUUUACCAGUAUGUCAUCGAAUAAAACAGCUGAUCAAUUAGUUCGUCUUUUAGCUGAUUUGUAUGGAAGAUUUGAUGAUUUAUGCCUUCGGAUGAAUUGUGAGAAGAUUGCUACAUUAGGUGAUUGUUACUAUUGUGUAAGUGGAUGUCCCGAGCCUCAGCGAGAUCAUGCGAAAUGUUGUAUCGAAAUGGGAUUGUCUAUGAUAAAUGCCAUCGAAGAAUUUGAUCAAGAUAAUAAUGAAAGUGUCGACAUGAGAGUGGGAGUGCAUUCAGGAUCGGUGAAUUGUGGGAUUAUUGGAACGAAAAAAUUUAAAUUUGAUAUAUUUUCGAAUGAUGUUACUCUGGCAAACAAAAUGGAGUCAUCUGGCAAACCCGGUUACGUUCAUUUAACAGAAUCAACCUAUAAAUUACUAGAAAAUAAUUAUAAUGCUGAACCAGGAGAACCAUAUCAGUUAUACAAUCAUGCUGUUGUGUCAACUUAUUUUAUAAAAAAACGUCAACUAGAUCAUCGGAUAACACGAAAACCUCCACCAAUGACUGCUGCAACAGCCGCAGCUAUUGCGGUUGCAUCUGGUGUAUCAAAUAUUGCUGUUCCAUUGAUUGAGUCAGCCCAAAUAAAUCAAGAACAAAUAGCGGAUGGUCAACAAAAUGUGACAAGUCCAUUAUUAGAAGAAGUAAAUCGUGCUCGGUCAAAUACAUUGACUGACAACACUCUACCUGCUCCGUUAAUUGAUAAUGAAUCUUCGACAGUGUCAAAUGAUGCACAAUUAACAACAGUUAUUGUUCAGCCAGAGAAAACUGGACGAAGUUUAACCAUGUGUUCUUUGAAUGCUGGUGAGGGAAUAACAUCCGAUGGAUUUAUAGAUCAGUCUCAAUUGAUGCAAACUUUACAUAUUCCCAUGUCAUCAAUAACACUUUGUUUUACGGACAAAGAAUUAGAAAAGUCCUAUGCUGAACAAAAUAUUGGACGAAAAUCGGUUGAACAAUCACAACAUAGAUAUAUGGUGUUAAAUGAAUUUAAUUUUUAUGAAUUUUUUCUUCAUAUUUUAUUAGCUACUAUUUUAGUCCAUUUAAUUAGUCGUCAUUUAGAAUUAAAACAUCGUGAAUUAUUCUAUAUUGAUUAUAAAUCUAAUGAACAGCAUUUAGAAAUGGUUAAAGAACGUGAACGAGCUGAUUGGUUAUUGAGAAAUAUUCUUCCAGAACAUGUCAUUGAACCAUUGAGACUUAAAGGUGGUACAUAUUCAAAAAAUCAUGAAUGUGUUGGAGUAAUGUUUGCUACAUUAAUAAAUUUUCAUGUUAUGUACGAAGAACAAUUUGAAGGUGGAAGAUUUUAUUCUCGAGUACUUAAUGAAUUUUAUGGAGAUAUUGAAGAAUUAUUUUUAAGUAAACGUUUUGAACGAAUUGAAAAAAUAAAAACAAUUGGUUCAACGUAUAUGGCUGCAAGUGGCCUUCAAGGUGAAUCAGGUAAUAGUCUGGAACCGGUAUACAAUCUGAUGGAGUUUGCUUUACAAUUUCAAGAGACAAUGCAAUCAUUUAAUAAAGCUUUACUCUAUUUUGUUUUUGAACUUCGAAUCGGAUUCAAUUAUGGACCGGUAACUGCUGGCGUUAUUGGAACAACAAAACUAUUUUAUGACAUAUGGGGUGAUACGGUGAAUGUUGCUUCGAGAAUGGAUUCAACAGGACAAGCAAAUUUCAUUCAAGUACCAGAACAUGUUGCUCAAACAUUGAGUGAUCGAUAUACAUUUGAAUUAAGAGGAGAAGUAGAUGUAAAGGGAAAAAAUAAAAUGAAAACAUAUUUUGUUACCGGAAAACGAUAA